UCGGGGUGCCGAUUCCGGCCGCGAGAUUUCUGAUCAGGAUUGUUAAAAUGAGUCUGCGGAAGCAAACACCCAGUGACUUCCUGAAGCAAAUCAUUGGACGACCAGUUGUGGUAAAAUUAAAUUCUGGAGUGGAUUACCGAGGGGUCCUGGCUUGCCUGGAUGGCUAUAUGAAUAUAGCCUUGGAGCAGACAGAGGAGUAUGUAAAUGGACAGCUGAAGAAUAAGUACGGGGAUGCAUUUAUCCGAGGAAACAAUGUGUUGUACAUAAGUACACAGAAGAGGAGGAUGUGAAGACACCGAGAGUACCAUACUUUUCACACUUGGAUAUGUUUUUUAUUAAGUUUUUUGGUUCUUCUGUCAUAUAAUUUGUCCUAUUUUGUCAUAGUUGGUGAUUUUUCACUGACAUGUGAGUGAGAUAAAUGUAUAAAAUUGUGGAUUUAA
This is a messenger RNA of Balaenoptera ricei (Rice's whale), 440 nucleotides long. RefSeq names its product U6 snRNA-associated Sm-like protein LSm6. Gene Ontology annotation, cellular component: nucleolus; sno(s)RNA-containing ribonucleoprotein complex; U6 snRNP. NCBI's taxonomy places the organism in Eukaryota, Metazoa, Chordata, Mammalia, Artiodactyla, Balaenopteridae. Gene Ontology annotation, biological process: mRNA splicing, via spliceosome; maturation of SSU-rRNA. Gene Ontology annotation, molecular function: RNA binding. The record is from RefSeq and is a predicted model, not a curated record. Bases 48 to 290 code for a protein of 80 amino acids. The transcript has a single exon.